GAAUUUAACAGAAAAAAAUAAGGAAAACCUCAUUCCUUAUAAUUAGAGGUAUUUCUGGAAUUGUAUGUAAUCUCAUGUACAUAAUCCUCUUAUUGAUUUUGGAGAUCAAAUCUCCAGAAGACAAAAUAUCUCCACAUUUUUAAUGAAAUCUUCUUACAUUUUCUGAUGUUGUGAUCAAAUACAAAUACAUGUCUUGGACAUUUGCAGCUCAUAUAUAAAAGCUUUUUUCAGUGUUAUUACCAUGACUGUCUUUCCCUGACCCAGCAUUACAUCAUUCCUUUCAUCCUAUUACAGUAUUUCUGUAAAACAGGUUGCAUUAUGUGUAGUCUUUUUGUUAUUUUUUUCCUUACCUGGAAACAUGGUAUAGUUUUUUCAUACACACUUAUGGCUUUUUUUUUUUUUGUGAAAGAAGAGAACAACUGUUCAUCAGCUUUUGUCUACCGUAAAUGAAUAUGCCAUGUUUUCUAAAUAUAGGCAGAUUUUAAAAGGUACAACACGGUAGCCUUAGCUUCAGGAACAGGGAGUUCUGCUCCUUCAGGAAAACAUCUGUGACAGCUCAGUCCUUCAGAGAGAGGCAAGUUGCUGCUAAUCAGCUAACAAUCAGCAGUUGGCUUCUUUUGGGGAACAUGUUUGCAUACUUGGAUUAAAGCAGAAGUUACAGUGCCAUAUGCAACAUUACACCAGAACAGCAGUGUGUACAUACCCUGUACAUACAGCUUUUCAUGUCUGAGCUCCUACUGAUUUUCACAUUAGCCAUUUCAGUUAGUGCCAAAACCACCACUGAUUACACAGGAUCGUAGUUUGGAUCUGUGUAAUAUAAGAAAUACACAGUUUGCUCUGCUGUUCCGGAGCAGUCAUCAAUCUCAUCUAAUCUCUUAUAAUAGUCUGUAACAGAUGGUUCAACGGGAACAUUGAGACAAUGGCACAGUGGACUGUAUCGAGAUAAACUGAUGAUCAAGGACAUUCUGUCCAACUCUCAACUACGUUUGACGUAUUUUCUAAAACACGAGGUUUUGCAUACCUCUAAAAUACGUUUCAUCCCAUAGAGUGAAGCAGUGAAUGUUCUCAUUAUCAAUACAUCUAUUUUGAAGCCAACUGAGCUUUUCCUUACAUGUGUUUGAUUGCCGUGUAAGGCCCUACAGUGUACUGCAACUGCAGCUUCUGGAACAGCCGAGAUAGGUAUAUAUCCACUUUUCGACCAUCCGUGAAAUGUGAAGCAGCAAAAAAUAAGGCUCAGUGCAAAACUAUGGGACCAGCAAAAGUUGCAGUGCCAACUCCAAACAACUUUCUGCAGAAACAUUCAAAGGAACCCAAGCUACCAGCAAAAAAAAAAGAACAGAAUAGUAAGAAAUUGCCUGCCUUAUCAGUGCCACGGAGGACAGAUCGCCCAGUUAUGGGAAUUCAGAGUAAAAAGAAUUUUAUAAAUACAAAUGCAGUUGCUGCUAUCAAGGGAUUGCCUAAAAAGCCUCAACCUAUUUAUGUUGAUAGAAGACAGGGAGAUAAAUAUCUACUUGAACCUUCAGGACUUGUUCCAAAAUAUAUUAAAAAAAAGGAUUACGGUAUUACACCAAAAUAUGUAACACAGAGAAAUGAAGAAACAAAGAGAGCUCAGGAAGAAUAUGAGGCCAGGAUCUUGGAAGAUCUCAAGAAAAGAGCCAUGAAACGGCUAUCUGAUGAUGAAAGGAGAAGUCUUCUGCAGGGACUGAAAAAGCACUGGGAGGAAGUGUAUCAUGAAUUUCAGGGUCUUCCAGUACAAAUAGACACUGCACCCAAGAAGCUACAUAAGGAAAAGCUGGAAUUACAGAUGAAACAACUGGAGCAUGACAUAGAAGUAAUUGAGAAGCACAAAGUUAUCUACAUUGCAAAUGAGUAAGGAAUGUUUUUCAGAUAUUGCCUCUUUCCUCCUUUUUCUCUAUCCCUACAUCUCCAGGAACCACCCCCUAAAUUCUCAGAAGAAAUUGACACCGCCAACUAUUCAGAAAGACAUAUUCAACGAAUAUAACUAUGUAGCUGCUUAGAAAACUUGUUACAUAUAGCUCUCAUCUGUGUAAUUCACAAAACGUUUUGAAAUUCUUAAUUAAACUUUGAGUAUUAAACCCAUGAA
Molecule: messenger RNA, 2104 nt
Organism: Columba livia (rock pigeon)
Lineage: Eukaryota; Metazoa; Chordata; Aves; Columbiformes; Columbidae
Gene: ENKUR
Product: enkurin, TRPC channel interacting protein
Exons: 5
Coding region: 1247-1873 (208 amino acids)
Cellular component (GO): acrosomal vesicle
Molecular function (GO): calmodulin binding
Source: RefSeq, a predicted model, not a curated record